CUGCCUGCAACUGACUUCCCCAGGGAGAGCCAAGGAGCCACGCUGAAGCACAGGACUGCACUUUGCAACGGAUGCUAAAAGGACACUGGAUUAUUAAUUACAGGAUCUGGUAGCAAAGACCUACAGCAAACACUGACACUGCCUAGGAAGUGUCUGUGUGGUGAGCCGAUCUUCAGAGUACCUGGCCGCGACUCACUGCGCAGGCGCCAACUCAAUACAUGCAGUGUUUUGGUAUAUGGAGUUUUAAUGGUAUUAUUGAGCCUGAACCGUCUGAGCACAUAAGGAUGGAACAGAAAUAUGCCUUUUCUUGCCUUUUAUUCCUGCUCCUCAUGGAUGGCUGCAGAUUAGAACAUAUUAAGAAUUCAGAGACAUACUGUGUCUUCCAAGACAGAAAAUAUCGAAUUGGCGAGAGAUGGCACCCUUACCUGGAACCAUAUGGACUUGUGUAUUGUGUUAACUGUCUGUGCCGUGAGGGAGGAAAUGUAUUGUGCAGUAGAGUGAGAUGCCCAAGUCUGCACUGUGGUAAUCCAGUCUAUACUCCACAACUAUGCUGCCCGCGAUGUCCAGGGGAUGGCAUGUUGUCCUGGGAUCACCAUGAAACAGAGACAUUUCGACAGCCAGCAAACAGAGAGGCACGGCAUUCAUAUCAGAGAUCUUAUGAGCAUUCAUCUGGCUCAAGUGCUUUGAGACAUGCAUUGAGCCCCCCUAAACACCCUAGUACAAGAAGUAACCGUGGAGUUGUCGCUGACCCUCAACAAGCUUCAGGAACUAUUGUACAGAUUGUCAUAAACAACAGCCACAAGCACGGGAAAGUGUGCGUCUCAAAUGGGAAAACAUACUCCCACGGAGAGUCUUGGCACCCUACCUUGCGAGCCUUUGGAGUGGUGGAAUGUGUGCUGUGUACGUGCAACUUCACGAAACAAGAAUGCAAGAAAAUAAGCUGCCCGGAGGAAUACACAUGUAAAUAUCCUCAGAAAAUAGAUGGGAAGUGCUGUAAAGUAUGCCCAAAGGAAAUCCCAGAGCCGCAGUCAGGUGACAAAGAUUAUCUAUGUGAGGAGACCAUCCCUGUCUUUGAGUCUGUAUUGCUAGAGGAAGGCGAAAUGGUCAGGAAAAUAGCAGUGGUGACAGAAGAGCCUCCAGUAGCAGAAAUUCACGUAUGGAUAAUCCAGAAAGGUGUUCUGCACCAGUUUCACACAGAAAAAAUGUCUAAGGAAGAAUUUGAAGAUCAGCAGGAAUUUAAACAGAUAACACGGACAACUGCAAGCCAGUGGAAAAUCUUCAGCGAGGGUGAAGCUCAGAUCAGCCACAUGUGUGAAACUCGAAUUUGCCGGACAGAACUGGAAGACUUGGUGAAGGUUCUGUACCUGGACAAGACUGAAAAGGGUCAUUGUUGAAAGCAAAAACAUUGAACGGGAAGAGAAAACCAGAGACCGCCUAAAGACAUUGGAUUCGUAGCCGGACUGCAAGCUGAUUCUGCUUAAGUCAACAUUGUCGCCAAACCCAGAAUGUAGGGACUAUUAAGAAUGGUGUGUUGAAGAAAAGUAACUGGCAGAUCCAAGUGUGUAGGAGUCUGUGAGCAGUUAAAUGCUUCCUCUUAUGCCUUAGAGGGUUGGCA
Messenger RNA from Bufo gargarizans (Asiatic toad), 1615 nucleotides. It is a transcript of the gene CHRDL1, whose product is annotated as chordin like 1. The record is from RefSeq and is a predicted model, not a curated record. Lineage: Eukaryota; Metazoa; Chordata; Amphibia; Anura; Bufonidae. Gene Ontology annotation, molecular function: protein binding.